CUUUUUCUUUUUCUUCAUUGUUCCUCUUUUCUUUGCUUUUCUUUUUCUCUUCCUGUGUGCAGCUUCUUUUCUUAUUCCUGUUGGCUGCUGUCUUGGAAUCUGAUCGGCUUGAAAACUCUGCUCCUCCUUUUUCUUCAUUUUUUGGUUGGCACCCGCUGCUUGGCGGCGCUGGUCGCGAGGCGCAUCUCUAGUGCAAAGUGUCCUCUGCAGCUGCGGCUAUAUCAACGGCUGAGAGCUGCGACUCUCGUCCUGUGGCUUCUUCGAUUCUCGAUUCUCGCUUCCCAGUGUCUGGCUUCUCUCCAUUUGUAGCGCUGAUCUGGACUGAAACAUUCCUUCGUCGCCAAUCCCGCAAUGCGAUUCUCCGUGUCGCUGGCUGCCCUCCUGGGCGCCGGCCUGACUGAGGCUCAGUACCUCAUUAGCGAGAUGAGCUUUGGAUAUGCAGGGCGAAUAAGCCCCGCAGACAACCCUGGCGUCAUCCCCAACUUCGUCGUCUCCGGCCAGCCAAGCAAACCCGAGAUCCUCUCCAGCAAGGUCAUCCUCACCCCCGUUGCGCCAGGCAAUGCGCGCGGUGCGAUAUGGAGCGAGCAGUCCUUGAAGCACCCGAACUUCAUCGUCGACGUCGACUUCCGUGCUAGCGGUCCCGAUCGAGCUGGAGGCAACUUCAAUAUCUGGCUGGCAAACCAUGGAAAGGACAUUGGCGCCAAGAGCGUCUACAGCGCGGGUCGGUUUGAGGGAUUGGUGCUGGUGAUUGAUUCGCAUGGCGGCCAGGGCGGAAUGCUCCGCGGUUUCCUCAAUGACGGGUCGGUGGACUAUUCGCAGCACCACAGCGUGGAUCAGCUAGCCUUUGGUCACUGCCAGUACAGCUACCGCAACUUGGGACGCCCAUCGCAAAUCAAGAUGCGCCAGACGUCAACCAGCUUCAGGGUCCAGAUCGAUGGCAAGACUUGCUUUGAGACUGACCGGGUCAGCUUGCCGACGGGAUACGAUGUUGGUGUGACUGCCUCCACUCCUGACAACCCCGACUCGUUUGAGAUUUUCAAGAUGGUGGUCAUGUCAGAUACCUCUAGCCACGACACCAAUUCUAACAACGGUGAUAACAACAAUAAUAACAACAACAACGGUAACAACAACAACAACAACAAUAACAAUAACAACAAUGGCAACGCCAACGGCGGCAGCAACGUCCUUUACAAAAAGCAGUCGAGCAGUGGUGAUGAGUCCUUUGUGGACCUUGUCGACGAAGAGGCCGACGUCUUCCAGACCUCCAAGUCCCAGUUCCAGGACCUGCACAACCGCCUCCAGGGCACCAACCACCAGCUCUCAUCGGUAUACCGCUCCGUCUCCCGCCACCACCAGAUGGAUGAGCAGCGCCACAAUGAGAUCAAGGAUCUGCUUGCUGCUCUGCAAAGCAAGGUCGAGCUGCUUGAUGAAAUCUCUUCUUUCCGGCAACGCAUUGUUGCGCUGGAGAACGAGGUGCGCAACAUGAACAACGAGCUACACAAGAAGCUCCAGGACAACGAACGAUCGGUGCAGGGCGCCCUCAGAGUUCAUCACAACUCCUUGACUCAGAGAGUCGCUGAGAGCGUUCCUGGACAUGGAAAGCUGAUUGCUGUGAUUAUCGGAACUCAGGUCGUCUUGGUCGUGGGCUAUGUGCUGUACAAGCGACGGAGAGCGAAUUCACCAAAGAAGUACUUGUGAUUUGGCACUGACUAGGUCCCAGACCAGAUGACGAUGAUAUGCUUGACGUUUUUUUGACGCGAGUUUUAUGAGUGCGAUGUGGAGGGCUCUUUGUAUAAACAAAAGGCGUAUUUACCAUUUUUUGUCGUUGUCGUAGAUUUUCAAGUUAUAUAGCAUGCAUGAGUUGGAUCAAAUAAGAUACAUAGCAUUUCCUGUUCAACUU
Molecule: messenger RNA, 1900 nt
Organism: Trichoderma atroviride IMI 206040
Lineage: Eukaryota; Fungi; Ascomycota; Sordariomycetes; Hypocreales; Hypocreaceae
Biological process (GO): endoplasmic reticulum to Golgi vesicle-mediated transport
Cellular component (GO): COPII-coated ER to Golgi transport vesicle; Golgi membrane; endoplasmic reticulum membrane
Molecular function (GO): D-mannose binding
Source: RefSeq, a predicted model, not a curated record